UAACGAGACGAAUAUUUGGAAAGUAAAUAGUACAUAUUAUAGUCUGAAAUUUAACAUAACUUCAAUUUCAGUAUCAUUGAAAAUGGCAUUCAAAAUAAACCUGUUAUUUUUCUUCGCUUUCAUUGCGUUUGUGGGGCUCAGCAUGCAACAAGCAACUAAUAAUACAGCAUGCUCAAUGGAAACUUCGUUUGGGGGAUGUGAUGUGGGCGAAGAAAACAACACAACUGCUACUAUAGGACCCAUCACCAUUAGAUAUGGAUUCAAUAAUCUCACAAGAAGCUGUAUUCCCUUCCUGUAUAGUGGCUGUGGAGGUAACGCAAACAAUUUCAGAACUUAUAACGCCUGCAGACAAGCUUGUAUUGGCUGAUCAUAAAACGCUGAGGAUACCAAUAGACCAAGACAAUAGAAUAGAUGACUAAUUUUAUUAUAACUUUCGUAAGACCACUUAACUUACUUUUGUGUCCGUGAGAAAAUAAAAAAAAAUACGUGUCUAAUGUUUUAAAGUAAUCUACAAGACGGACAUUAAAAGAAAAAUUAGUCAUCUAAAUUAAUUAUUAUAUGUUAUCGUCUUACUCACGUAACUGUUUGACGAGGAACUCGAGUAGUUUCAAGCCAUGCUUGAGGCUCAUAUUCAUGAGCAGCAUUCCGCGACAAUCGCCAUCAAUAUGAGCCACUAGCAUGGCUUAAAAUAAAAUAUAAUAAUUAAUUUAGCUGACUAAUUUUUAUUUUAAUGUCCGUCUUGUAGAUUAUUUUAAAACAUUAGACACGUAUUUUUUAUUUUCUCACGGAAACAAUACUUUCGAAGAUAUAUUGAAUUGAAAUAUCGCGUGACGUCAGUUUUUUAGUACGUUUUAUCCGUAGAAAUUUGAAACGUAAUGUCUAGAUGCGUUUUAUACCUUGAAAUGACGUAUGUGCUCCCACUCCUAAACUUUGAUUCGUUUCAUCUAAGUAUUGUUAUCUUAUAUGACAAAAUAAAAAAUACCUACGUGUCUAAUAUUUUUUUUCAUUACCUAACUGACGGACUAAAUACAUUUUAACCGACUUCAAAAAACCGACCGUAUUUUUUUUUUUAUGUAGUUUAGUCGAUAUCUCCGGCAGUUAUAGACCGAUUUGAGAAAUUAUUUUUGUGUUUGAAAGAGUACGAUGUCAGUGUGGACCCAUAUAUUUUUUUUAAAGUCUGAUUAAUUUUCAUACCCCGUCAUCAUCCCUAUUGGCAUACUAUGGAGUUAGUAUAUUGUAAAUUCUUUCAUUCAUAUAAAAUUAAAUUGUUAACGUUAUAGACUCAUAAGAGCAUCUUUUUUUAACAUUUUAUUGUUCUUUUAAUGAAAUUAAAGUGAAUGCAUCUAAUA
Molecule: messenger RNA, 1349 nt
Organism: Spodoptera frugiperda (fall armyworm)
Lineage: Eukaryota; Metazoa; Arthropoda; Insecta; Lepidoptera; Noctuidae
Product: PI-stichotoxin-Hcr2e-like
Exons: 3
Coding region: 83-367 (94 amino acids)
Molecular function (GO): serine-type endopeptidase inhibitor activity
Source: RefSeq, a predicted model, not a curated record